Cyprinodon variegatus (sheepshead minnow) is the source of this 771-nucleotide messenger RNA. Its product is annotated as paraneoplastic antigen Ma1 homolog. Bases 1 to 771 code for a protein of 256 amino acids. The transcript has a single exon. Lineage: Eukaryota; Metazoa; Chordata; Actinopteri; Cyprinodontiformes; Cyprinodontidae. The record is from RefSeq and is a predicted model, not a curated record.
AUGGGGAUGGCUCAGUUGAGGCACUGGUGUAAGGGCGAAGGUAUUGACCCAGAGUAUGCCAUAUUGGUUAAGAAUGUCCCAGAAGAGGUAGAGGUGAAUGCCAUUGAAGAAACUUUGCAGUCAAUCAAAGCACUUGGUCGGGUUAAGGUGAGAGGCAGGAUGUAUGAUCCGCAGACUCAACGUUUAACUGUGCUGUGUGAGUGUAGGCAGAAAGUCAAUGCAAAAGCCUGUCCACUGGAUGUCUUGCCAGAGGGCUCAGAUGAGCCAUGGAGAAUCUUUGGACCUUCUGAAGAGGAAAAUGAACCACAGAACUCUGGAAAUGGAGGUAACCCAUUUGUUGACUCGGGUCAAGAUUCCCCAUUUAGAACAUCCACCCCUGAAGCCAUUAUAAGAGCAGUUGGUGAAGUCCUUCAAAUGACAAACCCUCGUUCAGGCAGUGAGGGUAGCUCUUACAGACGUUUACGCACUUUCUCUGGAGUGCAACCCACUCCUCCAGGGGAGGAGACAUUGGAGAACUGGAUUGAACAAGCCAGGCUUAUGAUAGAAGAGUCUGAGCGACCUGAGAGAGAAAUGAAAAUGAGAGUUAUGGAAAGUGUGAAGGGUCCAGCUCUGGAAAUAUUGCAGGCCGUUCGGUUCAACAACCAUGAUGCAACAGCUAUGGAGUACCUCGAAAUAUUGGAGAGCACGUUUGGCACGUCUGAAACUGGAGAAGACCUGUACUAUUCAGACAGCUAUGUCAGCAACCGAAUGAGAAACUCUCUGAAUUUCUGA